This is a messenger RNA of Talpa occidentalis (Iberian mole), 1408 nucleotides long. RefSeq names its product SEC14-like protein 4. NCBI's taxonomy places the organism in Eukaryota, Metazoa, Chordata, Mammalia, Eulipotyphla, Talpidae. The transcript has 12 exons. Bases 1 to 1221 code for a protein of 406 amino acids. Gene Ontology annotation, cellular component: cytoplasm. The record is from RefSeq and is a predicted model, not a curated record.
AUGAGCGGCCGAGUCGGGGACCUGAGCCCCCAGCAACAGGAGGCGCUGACCAGGUUCCGGAAAAAUCUCCAGGACCUGCUGCCCACCCUGCCCAAGACUGAUGAUUACUUCCUCCUGCGCUGGCUCCGAGCUCGGAACUUUGACCUACAGAAAUCUGAGGACAUGCUCCGGAAGUACGCUGAGUUCCGAAAGCAGCAGGACCUGGACAACAUCCUCACCUGGCAGCCCUCAGAGGUGAUCCAGCGGUAUGACUCAGGGGGUCUGUGUGGCUAUGAUUACGAAGGCUGCCCUGUGUGGUUCGACAUCAUCGGGACCCUCGACCCCAGGGGUAUCCUCCUGUCAGCCUCCAAGCAAGAGAUGAUCCGGAAGCGCAUCAAGGCUUGUGAGCUGCUUUUACACCACUGUGAGCUGCAGAGUGAGAAGCUGGGCAGGAGGGUCGAGACGAUGUUGAUGGUGUUUGACAUGGAGGGGCUGAGCCUAAGACAUCUGUGGAAGCCAGCUGUGGAGGUCUACCAGCAGUUUUUCACCAUCCUGGAAGCAAAUUAUCCUGAGACUGUGAAGAAUUUAAUUGUCAUUCGAGCCCCCACGCUGUUCCCUGUGGCCUUCAAUUUGGUCAAAUCAUUUAUGAGUGAGGAGACGAGAAAGAAGAUAGUGAUUCUGGGAGGCAACUGGAAGCAGGAGCUGACAAAGCUCAUCAGCCCCGACCAACUGCCCAAGCACUUUGGGGGAACCAUGACUGACCCCGAUGGCAACCCCAAGUGCCUGACCAAGAUCAACUAUGGGGGUGAUGUGCCCAAGAGCUACUACGUGCGCAACCAGGUGAAGGUGCAAUAUGAACACACAGUGACUGUGGGCAGAGGUUCUUCUGUGCAGGUGGAGAAUGAGAUCCUGUUCCCAGGCUGUGUGCUCAGGUGGCAGUUUGCAUCAGAGGGGGCCGACAUUGGCUUUGGGGUUUUCCUGAAGACCAGAAUGGGGGAGCGGCAGCAUGCCGGGGAGAUGACAGAGGUGCUGCCCAGCCAGCGCUACAAUGCCCACAUGGUGCCCGAGGAUGGAAGUCUCACCUGCGCGGAAGCUGGUGUCUAUGUCCUGCGCUUUGACAAUACCUACAGCCUGGUGUUUUCCAAGAAGCUCAGCUACACUGUUGAGGUGCUGCUCCCUGACAAGGCCUCUGAGGAGAAGAUUCAGAGUUUUGAGGCAACAAAACCAUCCCCCGCGCAGUGAAGACCCCUGCCGCCUCUGUGCCUGUGCUCACCGACUCUUUAGGGCCCUCCUCCCUGUUCCAGGCCCUCCCAGGCAGGGGAGUACUGGAGGUGACCCCAGAGAGUCACCCAGAGAGUCUGAUCUCAACUCAUUGUGUGCCCCCCUGGCACAGGGGCCAAGCAGGAACACAUGUCAGAUGCCACACCCA